AUGCCGGAUCUACAGUUCACCAGUGACCAAGUAGCUGAGGCGCUCAGUCGACUGACAGCAGUGGCUGGGGAGAAGGGCCUUCCAGCAACUGAGACAGCUGGAAGCGCAGAGGACUUGCCGGCUAGAUGGCAGGCCGUGGUUGCCGCCGCUGCUGUCAGCCCUGAGCUUGACCCGGCCAGUCUGGAGCAGCUACGUGCAAUCUAUAACUUCAUCGAGGCAGUUAUAAUUUCCUGUGGAGCGCCCGAUUCGUUCGACGUCUACGAGGCUUGCUUCGAGACCCUCACGAAGGUUGGGUUCGGGCUGCCUGGCAUUGCCAAUAAGGAGCUUCUGCUGAAACUACUCGAAGAUGUCCAUGAGGUUUAUGAUGUCCUCCUGUCCUGUGUGGAGACCUAUGAGUGGGUCCAACCCGGAGCAACAGGCCUCCUGCGGCUGUGGAUGCUUCAGGUGCUUUUCGCCAUUUUCGGCGAGAACUUGACAGGACUCAUGCUCAUGGAGCUGACGGACAAUGAUGUGGCUGGUGCUGUGAGCCUCAUCUCCUUCAUCGUCCGCUGUGACCAGGCGCCCUUCGAGAUGCAGUCCGCAGCGGGGCAGUGCUUGGUUCAGCUGACCACGGCGGACUCAGUGUUCCUGUCGAAGACAGAUGCAGGUGGUGAUGAUUGGCAGAAUGAGCAAAUUGCCAAGCUCACCAGUAUGCUGAAUCGUCAUGUGAAUGGCUUGAUUCAGGGCAUUAUCCAGUUCGACAUAGUGGAAGCUUUCGGCCGCUGCAUCUGCCAGCACCAAAUGAGUCACUCGCGGACGGACAUCAUCGUCAAGUACUUCCUCACUACGAUCCACAACUGUCUCCUGUACUGCUCUGCCAACCAGAAGAAGCUCAGGCAGCACCUUGCAACGCAGAGCACCAUUGUCCAGGAUAUCAUGAUUCCCUACGUUUACAACAUCCUCCCAGCCUUGUUUGACAAUCCCGCGUGUGGCCCUGCGCUGAUCGAGUGGCAGAACCUGAAGGCCACAUUGCAGACCUUUGUCGUCGUCACCUUCAACAUCAACGUUUUCCGGCCACACUUGAGGGACUCGGACAUGAUCCCCAAAAUCUGCGAGGUGCCUCGCAUCCUCACUCACAUCUCCAUGCUAGAGUUGCUGGUCAAAAUGGCCAUUAAUGUGGACUACCCCAAGGGCCCGUAUUGCGACAAGCUUACGCAGAUGCUCCAGGCAGCCUUCGAGCAACUGCCGCCAGAGAGCCAGGUUCGACUGCAAAGGCGGAUGACCUGCGAGCAGAGCAUGCGUCUUCCCUUUUCGAGAUCCUCUGUCAAGGCUGUUGAGCUUCUCUCCUUUGCCUUUGGGAGUCCAGAGGCGUCGCCGGAAGCAGCGGCUGCCAACAAAUCAACCAAGCAGCGCAAAUGGAAGAACGCCAAGAACAAGGCGAGGAGAAGAAAGAAGCUCUUCUCAAUGCAGGCCUCGAAUAAGAAUGGGGAAGAGCCAGAAGCCGACGACGAGCAGGGCGAGGAGUCCGAAGAUGACAUGCCCCCGUUGAUUCCUGGCGAUGAAUGGGAAGCCCAUCUUGGCACGGCUGAUGAGGCUGGGGUUCCACAGAAGGCGGUCUGCCAGCUCAGUGGUGCCCUGAUGCACGACCCCGUUAGCACUCCAGAUGGGUACCUCUUUGAGAGGGCCGCCCUGGAGGACUGGACCAGUCAGCACGGCUCGAACCCCCUCACUGGCGCCCCAUUGGCAAUGGAUGAGGUGGUGGACCGUGAAGACAUAGCCAACUUCAUUCAGGGGUACCAGCUGCAGAUGCUCUCUGUCACCCAAGUGGCUCCCGAAGCCAUCGACGGCGCAGUGCCCGAGGUUCGGGCAGCUCCGGACCCGGACGUGCCGGCGCCGCCCCCCACAAAGCCAGUUGAGACGGGCCCUUCCUUGCUGGGAGAUUUGCCUUCGCUUUCCAAGAAUGAUGAGUCUCAAAACAAGAGAAAGGACAAGCACAAGAUUCGGAUUGAAUCCAGGUCAGUGGUUGAUUGUCCAGAGGACAUGCGAUGCGCCAUAGAUGGGAAGGUCAUGGUCAACCCGGUGCUGUCACGCUAUGGCCAUCAUUUCGAGCGAAAGACGCUCGAAAAGUGGUUCGGAAACUGUGGAUCCGUGUGUCCGAUAACCCAGAAACCGCUCCGCUUGGAGGAGUGUCAACCCGACAAUGAAAUGAAGAAAAGAAUCGUCAAGUUCUUGAAGGGCCAGGCGUGA
Molecule: messenger RNA, 2226 nt
Organism: Symbiodinium natans
Lineage: Eukaryota; Dinophyceae; Suessiales; Symbiodiniaceae
Source: the annotation of a GenBank genome assembly